AAUCAAAGAUCAUGUCAUUAAGUCCGAGAGACCCUCUUAUCGUAGGAAGAGUUGUAGGAGAUGUUGUUGAUCCUUUCAUGAGACUGAUUUCUCUUAAUGUUACUUAUGGCCAAAGACAGAUAACUAAUGGAAUGGAUCUAAGGUCUUCUCAAGUUCUGAACAAACCAACGGUUGAGAUUGGAGGAGAUGACCUCAGAAAUUUCUACACUUUGGUUAUGGUGGAUCCAGAUGUGCCAAGCCCAAGCAACCCGUACCUCCGAGAAUACCUCCAUUGGUUGGUGACAGAUAUACCUGCCACAACUGGAACAACUUUUGGCAAUGAGUUGGUGUACUACGAGAAUCCAUGUCCCACAUCAGGAAUUCACCGAGUCGCAUUGAUAUUGUUCCGACAACUCGGAAGACAAACGGUUUAUGCACCCCAGUGGCGCCAAAGGUUCAACACUCGUGAGUUCGCUGAGAACUACAAUCUUGGUCUCCCCGUGGCUGCUGUUUACUUCAACUGUCAGAGAGAGAAUGGCUGCGGAGGAAGAAGGACCUCGUAGAUAUAUAUGCCUCCAUCUCAAGUAACCUAAUUACAUGAUUAUCUAGAGGUUCUUGUAAUAAAUAUAUUAAGAAUCUGAUGAUAUAAACAAAACGCAGGUGAUGCAUCAUGCAUGUUGACAUCUAUAUAAAGUACUUUUAUAUGUAAUAAUUGAGAGGGAGGAAUAAAAAUGAAAGUGUUCUUACGUGUAUGGCAUGUGAUGCGACAUUUUACUUCAUUGUAAAUAUUCUAAGCAACAUUACAUAUGUUUUCAUUGGCUCUUGGAUCAAUUCUUAAUACUUGUCUUUCAGAAGAGAGUGAAUAGUGAAGCUUGUUAUGGCAUUUGGAAUUUACUAUAUUUUUGUAAACUAAUCUACGUUUUACUUCAUAUAUACGAAAGGGAAAAGACAAAUACUUUUUUUUACUGAAGACAAAUACUUUCAUAUAUAUAGAAAAUGUUGAAAGAAAAUCACUAUCAGUUUGAAGUUAAGAUAUUAAUUAGAUCAUAUCAAGUACAAAUAUCUAAAAUGUCUUCAAAAAGUUUAAAACUCUUGAAAAUGUAAGAUAUUUUGAAAGACUUUUGCACAAAUAUGAUAUUAUUAUUUUAAUAUUUGACAAAGAUUCCAUCUAUUUGUAUAGUAGGUUCAGUCACUUCCUCACAUAAUAUAGUUUUAAAAUUACAAAGCCUGAUAUCUUAUCUAGUGAUUUGAGUUAGUGUUACAAUCCUAAUUCAAAUUAUUAUUAUGCAUAAGUAAAUUAUUAAUAGCAUUUUUGAAAAAAAGGAAAAUGAAACUUUUGGAAGAAAAAAAGUUCAAACAUAUCAUAAAAGAAAUCACAAACACAGACCAACAACAAAAAAACUCCUGGAUGAGGGUCUCACUUCGUUGACUUAGU
Messenger RNA from Brassica napus (rape), 1414 nucleotides. Its product is annotated as protein FLOWERING LOCUS T-like. Lineage: Eukaryota; Viridiplantae; Streptophyta; Magnoliopsida; Brassicales; Brassicaceae. The transcript has 4 exons. The record is from RefSeq and is a predicted model, not a curated record. The coding region runs from base 12 to 542 and encodes 176 amino acids.